AUGUCUAAUCAUCCACAACCACAACCACAACAACAGCAACAACAUCAACAACCUUGGGUCCCCGAUCCAAAUAUCCAAGCACAAGUUGAUGUAUUGGAGAACAACAACAACCUCACAGAUCAACAACGACUCUCCAUAAUUAGGAGUAUCAGCACCGAUAUUCGAUAUCUGCCCCAGAGGUUGCUUCUUCUACUUGCUGCUCAAGGUGCCCCACAACCAGUAGUCCAAGCUCCCGGUGUUGCAGGAGGAGGUGGUGGCCAAGCGCCAUUCGAUAGGUUGAUAGAGGUACAGGAGGCAACUAACGCCAACAUCAUCACCCUCACCAAUGUCGUCAUGGAGUCAUCCUUCCAACAAAUCGCCUUCUCGGACUGUACCUCCAAGCAUUUUGACCGAGUCAAGAUUGAGAAGUCUUUGAUCAUCCACCCACAUGUCUUACCCAAGUCCAUUCUAGAGAGUGCCACAUCCUUGUUUAAGCUCAAGUCGGAGACUGCCAAGAUCAAGAUUCAUCACAAAACAAACGAGUUCAAAUGGACUGGGAAAGAAACAGACAACAUGAACAAUUUCAAUGCAUGGCUCCACAAACACAUCACGUUUCAUGACCUCAACCUGCUCGAUGUUCACGCACAGACACAGUUCAUGUCAUACCUCUGCGAAAGAAAGAGAUACAUGGGUAGCACAGACUUUGUCAUCUCAAUGGUCAAUGACAUUGAAUCAGUCAACCGACAUAUCAACAUCACUAUCGAGCUGAAGAUGCAGGCACCAGAGUCCAGAGACAGAUACCAGACAAUGCUUCAGCUCAUUUCUGCCAGCCAAAUGUCCAAGGACCACACACCAGUAGUUUCAAUUCUCACUGAUGUAAAUACGACUUGGAUCAUCUAUUGGUAUUCAGCAGAAAACACUAUCAGCUUCAUUGAGGUCAACAGACCUGUCGGUAUGUCUAUUCUUCAAGCUCUCAUCAACAAGCAUCACAUAAUAAGUCACAAGAAGAUUAAGUUGGGCUCUGGCACUGGCGAUGGUGGUGAUGAUGGAGACAAAGGUGGCGAUCCGAAAGAACGUCAGGCACGUGAUAUAUUCUCGUCCGCGCUGAACCCUUUCAACAUAUCAUUCCCAGGACCAGGCAACAAACGGAAAUUAGAUGAAACUAACGACGGCAUUGAAUCUGGAACUCACUGCGAGGACUUGUUCGAUUACAUCGCUCUGAAGCUCAGACCUGCAAUCCCUUACUCGGAUCGAUUCAUUUUCGACUCACUCAUUGUCGAUAUCGACGAUGAACAAGAGAUAGCGCACGAACCAAGUCAUCAGAUGUCUACCUUCUUGGAGGAGGUAGCAUAA
Molecule: messenger RNA, 1332 nt
Organism: Acytostelium subglobosum LB1
Lineage: Eukaryota; Evosea; Eumycetozoa; Acytosteliales; Acytosteliaceae
Exons: 3
Coding region: 1-1332 (443 amino acids)
Source: RefSeq, a predicted model, not a curated record